Puma concolor (puma) is the source of this 1755-nucleotide messenger RNA. The record is from RefSeq and is a predicted model, not a curated record. NCBI's taxonomy places the organism in Eukaryota, Metazoa, Chordata, Mammalia, Carnivora, Felidae.
AUGGCUGAGAAGUCAGAGUGCAGUGCUAUUAAGAAAGUGACCUACAAUAACUCCGAGGAACAGAGUUUGCAAGGAGGGAGAAGGCGUUCCUGUCUCCAUGGUAACCUCACUGCCUUCUCUUGUAUCUUUCUCCGUAUUCUGCUACUGGUGUUUGCUGCCAAGGGUGUCUGCUCCUCACUGGCCAGUGUGUUAGCCUCAAUGCUGAGCACUCAAGAAAUGAUACCUUAUCAUUGUGAAGCAGCAGCUAUUGCCAGGAAUAGUAAAUCAUAUCUCAUGCUUUAUAAGAACUGGUAUUAUGGAUUUUCCAAAGAACGUGUUUUUAAUAGAAGGCACAAGUCGUCGCCCAUACCAUAUACAGGCAAAGGUCUUGAGGACAACAUAUUACCCUGCAAGAACAUUCCAGUGGACUUCUCAGAUGCAUCCUGGUUUCCAGAGGCAGCUGUGAAGCAGCAGCAGAAGCUUCAGUGGGUUUCUGAUUAUAGUUUGUUGGUCUCUAAAUCACUCUUCUGCAGUGUGCUCUCUGACUCAAUAGCUAUAGUGGUGGGAUCAGAGAUCCCCUGUAGUGUAUAUCCACUAUCAAUAAACAAUCAACAAAGACAGAUGAGGAGAGAGAAUGAGACAGAGACAGAGAGGGCCAAGCUGAAGUCCUUCUCAGCCAAGAUUGUGCAGCUGUUAAAGGAGUAGACAGAGGCCUUCUUCUGUGACUUCCAGGAUGAGAAGGCCAUGGUUGAACCGAAGACCAUUACCCACCGGGUCACACAGUGUGACGAGGAGAAUGGCACAGUGAAGAAGGCUAUUUCCCAAAUGACACAGAGCCUGCUGCUGUAGCUGGCUGCCCAGAGCCAGCUUCAGGAGCUGUGGGAAAAGCUUCACUCACCAGCCAUGGACAAAGGGUCUUUCCUCAAGGCUAAGCCGCCAGCCACUCAGAAGGACAUCCUGGGUGUGUGCUUUGACCCCCUGGUGCUGGCCCAGCAGCUGACUCAUAUUGAGCUGGAGAGGAUCAAUAGCAUUCACCCUGAGGAUCUGAUGCAGAUCGUCAGCCACAUGAACUCUCGGGACAAGCACCGGUGCCAAGGGGACCUGACCAAGACCUAUAGCCUGGAGGCGUGUGAAUGGUUCAACUGCCUUAGCAUGCUAGUGGCCACUGAGGUGUGCCAGGUGGUGAGGAAGAAGCACUGGACCCACAUGCUAGAGUUCUUUCUUGCUGUGGCCCAGAAGCACUUUAAUAUCGGGAAUUUCAACUCCAUGAUGGCCAUCAUCUCUGGCAUGAACCUCAGUCCUGUGGCAAAGCUUAAGAAAACAUGGUCCAAAGUCAAGAUGGCCAAGUUUGACAUCUUGGAGCACCACAUGGACCCAUCCAGCAACUUCUGCAACUACUGCACGGCCCUGCAGGGGGCCACACAAAGGCCCCAGAUGGCCAAAAACAGCAGAGAGAAGAUUGUUAUCCCUGUAUUCAACCUUUUCGUUAAGGACAUUUACUUCCUGCACAAAAUCCAUACCAAUCACUUGCCCAAUGGGCAUGUUAACUUCAAGGAAUUUAGGGAAAUCUCCAGACAAAUCCAUGAGUUCAUGACAUGGACUCAGGUAGAUUGUCCCUUCGAGAAGGACAAGAAGGUUCAGAACUACCUGCUCACGGCACCCAUCUGGAGCGAGGAAGCUCUCUUCAUCAUCUCCUUUGAAAGUGAAGGUCCUGAAAACCACAUCAAGAAGGAUAGCUGGAAGACUCUUAGGAUGACUCUCCUUAACAGAGCCUGA